Messenger RNA from Candoia aspera, 1374 nucleotides. RefSeq names its product glutathione S-transferase 3-like. NCBI's taxonomy places the organism in Eukaryota, Metazoa, Chordata, Lepidosauria, Squamata, Candoiidae. The coding region runs from base 188 to 880 and encodes 230 amino acids. Gene Ontology annotation, biological process: glutathione metabolic process. The transcript is spliced from 7 exons. The record is from RefSeq and is a predicted model, not a curated record. Gene Ontology annotation, molecular function: glutathione transferase activity.
AGUGGUGUCAUAGAUGUUACAUGCUCUCCUCCUUUGUGACUACCCUUGCCUCUUCCUUAUGCUUGUUUCAAAGGGAGUUUCUGUUCUCUUUGCAAGAUCUGCAAGCAAAAAUAACUAGCAGAGGCAACUACGAAGUAGAAGAGGCUACUUGAGCUCCUAGCUAAGCUUUCCAAGAGAUCAGAAAAUCAUGGCCGAGAAACCUAAACUGUAUUACUUUAAUGGACGAGGCCGAAUGGAACAGAUACGAUGGUUGUUAGCAGCUGCUGGCAUGGAGUUUGAAGAGGAAUUUUUGGAGACAAGAGAGCAAUAUGAGAAGCUGCUUCAAGAUGGCUCCCUCCUGUUUCAGCAAACACCCAUGGUGGAAAUUGAUGGGAUGAAGUUGGUGCAGACACGAGCCAUCCUCCGUUACAUUGCCACGAAGUACAACUUGUAUGGGAAGGACUUGAAGGAGAGAGCACUAAUUGACAUGUAUGUGGAAGGAACAAUAGAUCUGUCUCUCUUUAUUUUGCCAUUCCCUUUCUUGUCACUGGAAGAUAAAGAGAGCCAACUUGCUGUAAUCAAGGACAAAGCAACAAAAAUAUAUUUUCCAGUUUAUGAGAAGGUGCUGAAGGAUCAUGGACAAGACUUCCUUGUUGGCAAUCAGUUCAGCUUGGCAGACAUACACCUCUUUGAAACUAUUUUAAUGGUAGAGGAAAAGUUCUCUGCUAUCCUGAAUGAAUUUCCUCAGUUGCAGGCUUUUAAAACAAGGAUCAGUCACAUUCCCACAAUUAAGAAGUUUCUGGAACCAGGAAGCCAGAGGAAACCUGUCCCUGAUGAUAAAUAUGUGGAGACUGUGAGAAGAGUUCUCCAGAUGUACCACCAGCUGAAGGCAAAUGUAUGAGAUUCCAUAAAGUAGUUCUGGUGAUUUCACAGAAUUAUAAGCACUGCUAUGCCUAAUACAAAACCCAUGCUUUUACAUUAAAGACAAGAGUACCACACAUCCCUUGCAAACUGGAGUAUUGAUUGUGAAAACAGGCUUCUUAUGUAGAUGCUAGUGAUAGCUGUCAUGAGUAAGGAUGGCGAGCAGGGGGCUCCCAUCCAGACUGUUAAGCGCAUGCGUAGCACUGAGGAAUUAGGUAGCCAUUCAAAGAGACACAGAUCGGGACCGCCUUAACCUUUGCGGUUUAUAUGGCUGGGUUUUUCCUACGCUUCUUCAGUUUGUUAGGAUUCCUGUUAUGUACAAGCAAUAAAACAUUAGAGACCAGUUCCUUGUCUCAGUGUGUUUCCUGGCAGUUAGGACAAUAGCUGUAGCAAAGAAACAGCAUCAUGUAGAGGGAUUUGAUAUAAGCAUUUUUACUGAUUAAGGUCAACAUUCACUAGGAGAAUAAUAUUUUA